Daphnia magna is the source of this 1675-nucleotide messenger RNA. RefSeq names its product chitotriosidase-1. Gene Ontology annotation, cellular component: extracellular region. The coding region runs from base 124 to 1521 and encodes 465 amino acids. Gene Ontology annotation, biological process: carbohydrate metabolic process; chitin catabolic process. Gene Ontology annotation, molecular function: chitinase activity; chitin binding. NCBI's taxonomy places the organism in Eukaryota, Metazoa, Arthropoda, Branchiopoda, Diplostraca, Daphniidae. The transcript has 7 exons. The record is from RefSeq and is a predicted model, not a curated record.
AGUUGCGUUGUCUGUCUAUAAAUCCACACAUUCUCCUUGAAAAGUUCACAGUUUAAGUUCGUUAAAGAAAACGUCUCACAUCAAUUCUGUUUUUCAUUGAACUGUAAAUCCAACCUGUCAAAGAUGAAGGUAGUCGCCAUAUUGGCGUUUUCUUUGCUAGUUACUUUAGCUAGCGCUCAAGGAAAUUACAAGAAAGUCUGUUACUUUGCCAACUGGGCCUAUUAUCGCAACGGGGUUGGCCAAUAUGGCACCGACAAGUUGGACCCAUUUGAAUGUACCCAUUUGAUUUACGGUUUUGCCGUUCUUGACGGUACUACUUACGAGAUGAAAGUUUACGAUUCUUGGGUUGACAUCGACCUUGGUGGCUACCAGACGUUCACUUCAUUAAAGAUCCGAAAUCCUUCCCUUAAGACGCUGAUUGCUCUUGGUGGCUGGAACGAUUCAGCAUUCACCACCCAGUAUUCCGAACUGGUAUCCGAUCCUGCUAAGAUGGCAAACUUUGUCGAAAAAGCUGUCAUUUUCAUUCGUCAGUACAACUUUGAUGGUCUCGAUUUCGAUUGGGAAUAUCCUGGCGAUCCGGGAACACCUGAAGACAAAGAGAAUUUCAUUACACUUCUAAGACUACUCCGUCAAGCUUUCGAACCCUACAACUUACUUUUAACAAUGGCACCGUCCUGCAGUCCGGCAAGAGCUGAAGUCAGCUACAAUAUUCCAGCUCUUGCUGAAGUCGUGGAUUUCGUGAAUUUCAUGGCAUACGAUAUCCACGGUGCGUGGGAAAACACUGUUGACCACCACGCUCCGUUUUACCGUCGCGAUUUCGAGCAGGGGAUGGAAGGUGCUGUUAUUGUAACUGAAGCAGUUGACUAUUGGUUGGAUCAUGGCAUGCCGCCCGAGAAACUGAUCCUGGGAUUACCGAGCUACGGUCGCUCAUAUAGAUUAGCUGACCCAAGUCAAACGUCUCUAUUAUCAGCGGCUAUUGGCGCCGGUCCUCAGGGACCAUACACAGGACAAGAUGGAUUCAUUUCCUUGUACGAGAUGUGCACCAAUCAACAGAACGGAUGGUCGGUAGUCACGGAUCCUACAGGAGCGAUGGGUCCUUAUUCGUUUAGUGAUAUAUCCUGGGUGUCAUGGGAUGACAUCGAUAUGACCAUCACGAAAGUAAAAUAUGCUAUGAGCAAAGGACUCGGUGGAAUAAUGUUCUGGGAACUUAGCUUAGAUGACUACUUGGGCGUCUGCAACAUGGGUCCACGCCCAUUCUCGAAUGCCAUUACUGCAACACUAGAAGGACGACCCUUCGAUACCUCCACUCCAGCGCCUACAGCAAGACCAUCCACAACACCAACGCCUCCACCUAUAACGUGCACAAAUAACGGUGAAUACUACGCUGACCCAUCCGAUUGCAGAAAAUACUAUCAAUGCGUUUUCGGAGUUAUAAAUGUGUACUACUGCCCAACUAGUCUUGCGUUCAACUCUAACAUUGACCAAUGUGACUGGCCUUACAACGUACCCGGCUGCUACUAAAACUUUUAAAUAAUUGGAUAAUUUUAUCCUCUGAUUUACUUUUCCAUCUUCCAUUAAUCACUUAUAAACAUCCUACUACAAUCGAUGAAUAGGCUUAACUAGAUCUAGUAGAAAAAAAUGUACCUGUUGUUGAAUAAAUCUUUAUCGAGUAUCA